Molecule: messenger RNA, 933 nt
Organism: Symbiodinium pilosum
Lineage: Eukaryota; Dinophyceae; Suessiales; Symbiodiniaceae
Source: the annotation of a GenBank genome assembly
AUGGCCGCCUGCAUGGGAGAGUUGGAUAACUCCAACUACACUGCAGUUCUACUGCUUCAUGCAGUUCUGCUGGUCUGCCUGAUUGCGGUGGGGAUAUGGCUGAAGGUGCAGAACACCUUACAUUCUGUAGCGCACUACCUGGAGGACACGAAGCGCAGCAACGAUCUCUUGGUCGUAUGCUCCUGGGCGCCUCUCCUUGCCUAUUUGCUGCCGAUGCUGUUUCUGGGAGAUGCACAAGGCUUAUCGGACACCUUCAUGACGGUGAUCGGAUACUUUCUGCUGUAUGUGCCAGUGCUGGACUCCCCCUACACAACAGUAUCCGGUUACACCGCCUAUUCAUGUCUUGCUGGCUUCCGGAUUGUACGGUUGAGCUCACAGGGCAGCAUUCCUGUGUCGAAUUUCUUUACCCGAACGAUAGUGAUUGGCAUCGGCGGUAUGAUUGCGAUGCAUGUCCGGCUUCGGUAUCUGUCCAAGAGCCGAACUCCUCUGACACCUCAGACACUGGAGGUAGCCGGUUCAGAUCCCGGCGGCGGACACCACCAGGCGGAGGAGAUCUACAACCCGCUGCAUAGCCGGUUGCGGCAGAGACGCCCUUACCCCUCGCCUCUUCCUGACGAUUUGCUGGGCGGCGCCCGCGGACAGGAUGCAGCUCGCAUUGGCCUGGCUAUCCUGAGGCGGCGGCAACAGGACAAGUCGACAAUGAUCGGCCAGUUCCUUUGGGCGGUACAUCUGUUUCGCAAGCAGUGGCUGAGCCCAGACGUGCUCGCGCACAUCAUGGAUUUCCUUGACUGUUCAAGGUCGGUUACCAACUACGUGGGCUUGCUGAGAGAUGACAGCUCUUCACAGGUGUCCUCACGGCAAGAUAGAGAAAGCAGCACGCAUGCCACGUCGUCGCUGACAUCGGUAACAGCGUUGCAGCUUAGCCCGCUAUGA